AUGGAAGACCUACGCAACAGGCAACAGUCAGGUGAUUUCACGCCCGUUUGCACAACUGAACUGGGUACGAUAGCGGCCUAUGCUGACGAGUUUGCUCAGCGAGGGACCAAGCUCUUGGGACUGUCUUGUGAUGAUAUUCAAUCUCACUAUCAAUGGAUCAAGGACAUUGAAGCUUAUUCUGGACAUAAGGUGACAUACCCGAUCAUCGCUGAUCCAAAGAGAGAGAUUAUCCAUCAGCUCAACAUGGUGGACCCUGAUGAGAAAGACUCCCAAGGAAACACUGUCCCAUCCCGGGCUCUGCAUAUUGUUGGCCCGGACAAGCGGAUUAAGCUGAGCUUCCUGUACCCUGCGAGCACUGGGCGUAACAUGGACGAAGUGGUGAGGGUGUUGGAAUCCCUGCAGAUGGCUGCCAAGUACAAGGUUGCGACUCCUGCCAACUGGAAGCCUGGGGAUCCAGUGGUCAUAUCUCCAAGUGUUUCUAAUGAGCAAGCCAAAGAGAUGUUCCCACAGGGAUUUAAGACUGUUCAUCUUCCAUCCAACAAGGAUUACCUGCGCUUCACCACUUUGUGA
Messenger RNA from Ilex paraguariensis (yerba mate), 570 nucleotides. Lineage: Eukaryota; Viridiplantae; Streptophyta; Magnoliopsida; Aquifoliales; Aquifoliaceae. The record is from the annotation of a GenBank genome assembly.